AUUCCAGAUAUCGAGCUAUGUUGGCCAUCUUACUGUUCGUCACAUUUUUGGGAAUGUCCGCAGGUGAAGAAUGUAAUGAACUACAGGAUCCUAUAAAGCGGGAUCAAGGAUUGGGACCGUUUAAUGUUUCUAGAGUUGAGAGGUCAGAGAGCGGAAUUGAGGGGAAACUAGUUCCCAUCAGUGAAGCUUCUCAUCCCUUCAAAAAUGCAUUCUAUGAGGGGGAUUCGUAUGUUGUUAAUUAUGCAGUACGAGAAGGAAGACCCGGGGAUGUUGUUUACUACUGGCAGGGAGCUAAAAGUAACGUUUGGGAGAAGGGAGCCAGUGCAAUCCUAGCAGUUCAACUUGAUACUAGUAUUGGAGGAGGAGCAAUACAGUCUCGGGUUGAAAUGGGGAAGGAGCCCCUGCACUUCAUCAGUAUGUUUGGAGGAACUUUUGUAACCUUACAGGGCGGAGUGGAAAAGAACGAAGCGGAAACGGAUACGGAUGGAACGAUGCUCUUCAAGGUAACCUCCCAAUGCAAUAAGGCUGGAUUUGGAACUCCUAUCACGAGAACUCAACAAGUGGAUGAAAAUAAAGCUAGCUUGAAUGACGAGGAUGUAUUUAUUCUGAAAACUCCAACCAGUCUCUUCAUUUUUCAAGCUGAGGGUGCAUCUGACGAGGAAAUUGCCAUUGCACCAAAGGUAGCGGAAAAUCUGUUCCCUGGGGAAAAGGCUUCAAUCUUUCAGGGUUCCCCUCCACCAGCAAUAUUUACUGAUGCUCUCAACUGAUCCCUCUCCACCAGCAAUAUUUACUGAUGCUCUCAACUGAUCCCUCUCCACCAGCAAUAUUUACUGAUGCUCUCAACUGAUCCCUCUCCACCAGCAAUAUUUACUGAUGCUCUCAACAUCCAUCUCCACCAGCAAUAUUUACUGAUGCUCUCAACUGAUCCCUCUCUACCAGCAAUAUUUACUGAUGCUCUCAACUGAUCCAUUUCCACCAGCAAUAUUUACUGUUGCUCUCAACUGAUCCCUCUCCACCAGCAAUAUUUACUGAUACUCUCAACUGAUCCCUCUCCACCAGCAAUAUUUACUGAUGCUCUCAUCUAAUCCCUCUCCGCUACCAAUAUUUACUGAUACUCUCAACUGAUCCCUCUCCGUCAACAAUAUUUACUGAUAAUCUCAAUUGAUCCCUCUCCGGCAACAAUAUUGAAUUGAAAUUUUUCUGAGAAUUUCUGAAAUCUCAAGGUUUUUGUUUUUCUCGUAUAGAAUAUCGGAUCCAACAAAAAUAGUUCCAAUUAUUUCCCAGUUGCAUCAUAAUUCCUCUUUUAAUUGCUUAUAGAAUUUCUGAAAAUGGUUCUAAUCAUAUUUGAAUUUGCACACUUUUUCUGAUUGGAUAUAUAAUUUGCAUAAAUAUAAAAUUUCUAAA
Molecule: messenger RNA, 1404 nt
Organism: Eurytemora carolleeae
Lineage: Eukaryota; Metazoa; Arthropoda; Copepoda; Calanoida; Temoridae
Product: gelsolin
Exons: 11
Coding region: 18-767 (249 amino acids)
Molecular function (GO): actin filament binding
Source: RefSeq, a predicted model, not a curated record